Molecule: messenger RNA, 1289 nt
Organism: Musa acuminata AAA Group (dessert banana)
Lineage: Eukaryota; Viridiplantae; Streptophyta; Magnoliopsida; Zingiberales; Musaceae
Product: transcription factor TCP20-like
Exons: 2
Coding region: 1-957 (318 amino acids)
Cellular component (GO): nucleus
Molecular function (GO): sequence-specific DNA binding; DNA-binding transcription factor activity
Source: RefSeq, a predicted model, not a curated record
AUGGAUCCCAAGGGCUCCUCCAAGCUUCACCAGGAGGGCCUUCCGCAGUCGGACAAAAGAGAACCCAUCACCUCCUCAUCGGCCGCAGCAGCAGCAGCAGCAGAAAGCAGAGACCUUUUGCUUUCCGCAGCGGCUAAGGAUGAGCAAAGGAGGCAGCUUGCACCCAAGAGGAGCUCCAACAAGGACAGGCACACCAAGGUCGACGGCAGGGGAAGGAGGAUAAGGAUGCCUGCCCUUUGUGCCGCCAGGAUCUUUCAGCUCACCCGAGAAUUGGGCCACAAGUCCGAUGGGGAGACCAUCCAGUGGCUCCUCCAUCAAGCGGAGCCCUCCAUCAUCGCCGCCACCGGCACGGGCACCAUCCCCGCGUCAGCUCUCGCUGCCGCCGCCGCCGCCGCAUCCAUGUCCCUCCCGGGCGCCACCGCCCCCGCCGGCCUCCACCAGAAGCUCGACGAGUUGGGACAGGAGGCGGGAGCCGCCGCCAGGCCUGGCUGGGCCGUGACGGGGGCCGCUAACCUCGGAUGCUCCCAUCCUGGCCUGUGGCCGCCCCUGGUGGGUGGGUUCAACUCCGGAUUCUUGCAUGCCACCGCCGCCGUUCCCUCGAGCUCGAAUCUUUCGGCCGGAGGCGGAGACUCGGUGAGCAGCUUCAUGCAGAGGAUCGGCUUGCAUGGGUUCGAAUUGACCGGCGGGAAUCCGGGAGCGGUGAGCUUUGCGUCGAUGUUGAGCGGGCAUGGCCAGCAGCUGCCAGGGCUGGAGCUCGGCCUCUCGCAGGAGGGGCAUAUCGGGGCGUUGAAUCCUCAGGCCUUGGGCCAAUUCUAUCUGCAGAUGGGUCAGGGAAGGGGAGGAGUUGGUGCUGGUGGAAGUGGGCAGUUCCAUCUUCUUCAUCAUCAUCAGCAUCAUCAUCAGCAGCAGCAACCGGCUGGAUCUGCAGAGAACGAUUCAGAGGGAUCAGAACAGUAGAAGGCAGAGAUCCAUGAGAAGAAAUUAGCAGUGUUGUGCCAAAGAGAGCAGCAAGAAAGAGACAGCCACAGGAUUCAGCCACUGAUGGCAUCUACCUGCUCUUCUUUCUCUGCAACUAUCAGCAAUCACAGCAUUCAGGUGGAUAUCACUGGAUCUGAAUCAGUUGGAAGGAGCUCAGCAAAUUUUAAGUAAUUAGAGGUGUGUAAAUAGUUGUUUUGGGCCUAUUCAACAUUUUUUUUGCUGUCAGGCACUGAUGGAGUUGUGAUUGGCUUGAUUUGUGACAAAUAAAUAUGGGUCUCCCCAUAUAGUUGUGCAUGCUAUUGGUUCCUUCA